Messenger RNA from Macrosiphum euphorbiae (potato aphid), 237 nucleotides. Lineage: Eukaryota; Metazoa; Arthropoda; Insecta; Hemiptera; Aphididae. The record is from the annotation of a GenBank genome assembly.
AUGGGCUCGCUGCCCAACCUGCACGAGCUGUGCAAACAGCAACAGCAACAGCAGCAACCGGUGUGCGUGCCCGCGGCCCCGAGGUUGUCGCCGUGCCCAGACCGUGGCGGUGGCAGUGGCACUAGCCGCGCUCAGCACAGGCGACUGCAGCAGACCAACAGCCUGUGCACCAACAACUUUUACGGCGUCAUCGACCGGCAAGCCGACAUGCAGAUCGACGAGGUUGGUAUAAUAUAG